Molecule: messenger RNA, 2188 nt
Organism: Esox lucius (northern pike)
Lineage: Eukaryota; Metazoa; Chordata; Actinopteri; Esociformes; Esocidae
Gene: prmt2
Product: protein arginine methyltransferase 2
Exons: 9
Coding region: 234-1511 (425 amino acids)
Biological process (GO): peptidyl-arginine methylation
Cellular component (GO): nucleus
Molecular function (GO): protein binding; protein-arginine N-methyltransferase activity
Source: RefSeq, a predicted model, not a curated record
GUAAACGAUUAGAAGCCGUUCAGGUUAAUGUUUCCAGUUUCACCAAAACUCUCUGCCUACAUUUUCAUCAAAAUAAUUACAUAUGAAGAAUACUUUUUAUUAGCGUUUGAUCGCAGUACCUUUAGUUUUUAGAUUUUCUGACUAAGGGAAUAUUAUCUCAUACUUUGUAGAUACGUUACAGAUCUGUGAAAGUCUUGCCAUUUGGUUUUGAUUGUUUAGAAAGUUAUUUCGCAAUGCAUCAGGAAGAAACAGACAAUACCAAUAAACCAGAGGAGUUUAUCGGACUGUCUGAUUUCACGAGCUGCGGCAACGAACUGCUGAGUUUCAGAGCUGGUGAAAGACUUGUGGUCCUGACCAAGACAUCAUCUGACUGGUGGUGGGCAGAGCUACGAGGCGUAUGUGGCUACGUUCCCUCAAGUUACCUGCAGCCAAGUGAUCCAGGGAAGGAGGAAGAGGACCCGUGGCAGGAUGAAGAGUACUUUGGCAACUAUGGAACUCUGAGGCUGCACCGGGAAAUGUUGAGUGACAGGCCUAGGACGGAGGCAUACCGCCAGGUGAUCCUGACCAACAGCCCCCACCUCAGGGGGAAGGUGGUCAUGGACCUGGGCUGUGGCACUGGAAUCAUCAGCCUGUUCUGUGCCCGUCUGGCCCAGCCCAAAGCUGUGUUUGCAGUUGAGGCCAGCUCCAUUGCUGAGCACACUAAGACCUUGGUGAGACAGAACGGCUGUGAGGAAGUGGUGACAGUGUUCCAGUGUCGGGCUGAGGAGCUCAGUCUACCAAGCAGAGUAGACGUCCUAGUCUCAGAGUGGAUGGGGAACUGUCUACUGGUACACCGUUUCACUAACGCCUCUGACAAUCUACUGUUUGAGUUUAUGGUGGAGUCUGUGCUGCAGUCGCGAGACCGCUGGCUGAAGGAGGGUGGAAUGAUGUGGCCCUCUGGGGCCACGGUCUGCCUGGUGCCCUGUCAGGCUGGUAGCUACUAUGCAGAGACUAUGUGCUUCUGGGAGCAGCUCUAUGGACUGGACUUCACUGCAUUACAACCACUGGCCCAGAUGGAGUUCUUCUCUAGGCCCAGGUUCAGUCACCUCCUCCAGCCUGAAGACUGCCUGGCAACCCCCUGUGAUGUCAUUAAUCUGGACAUGCUCAGCCUGCAGGUUACAGACCUGGAGGAGCUGAAUGGACAAUUUAUCUUUGCGGUGGAAAAAGCUGGAAUGUUCCAUGGGUUCACUUCCUGGUUUAGAGUUCAGUUCCAAAACCUGGAUAGAGAUGGAACCACAUUGGAGUUAGACACUGGGCCAUAUUCUGAGCCAACCCACUGGAAGCAGACUCUGUUCAUGUUGGACCAUCCCGUCCCUCUGGUUGGUGGCGAGACAGUGUCUGGAAACAUCCUUCUACACCGGAACCCCGUCUGGAGACGUCACAUGACUAUUACCAUCCAAUGGAGCAUCAGCAGCACUGAGGACGCAGAAAACUGCCAGGUCCAAACAAAGAGUUUUCCCAUGUGGAGAUGAUGCCGACCCAGGCUGUCACUUAAGGACGUACAGUCAGACUCUGACACAAGCCUGGGCCUCUGUCACUUAAGGACGUACAGUCAGACUCUGACACAAGCCUGGGCCUCUGUCACUUACGGACGCACAGUCAGACUCUGACACAAGCCUGGGCCUCUGUCACUUACGGACGACAGUCAGACUCUGACACAAGCCUGGGCCUCUGUCACUUACGGACGCACAGUCAGACUCUGACACAAGCCUGGGCCUCUGUCACUUAAGGACGUACAGUCAGACUCUGACACAAGCCUGGGCCUUUGUCAUUUACGGACGACAGUCAGACUCUGACACAAACCUGGGCCUCUGUCACUUACGGACGUACAGUCAGACUCUGACACAAGCCUGGGCCUCUGUCACUUACGGACGACAGUCAGACUCUGACACAAGACUGGGCCUCUAUUUGCUCUGCUUGUCAAGACAAACAUGGUGGCUGCAUUUCAAUUUAUCAAAAUUAGAGAAAGUCCCCUUCACCUGUUUGGUUAAAUUAGAUUUGGAUGUGACAGACAUUGGACAUUAAAGUAAAUACCUUGUGUAUUUAUAUCCAUGGGCUAAACGCUGAUUCACUUCAGUGCUGAAAAUUAAACAACUGUAAUUUUUAAUUGUAUAUUUUGUCCCUUCUAAUAAAAGAGACAAAAUGCUCA